UUAUAUGGAUCGAUCGAUCGCGUACGUGACCCAAUUCGCUCCAACCAUCUCGCUCGCGCGCUUUCCGUUCCGGCCAUAUAUUGUCGUCGUCGUCGUCUCCCAGUUUGUUCUGCGCGAGAUCGAUCGAUGCUACAGCUACUCGCUCUGCUCCGGCCGCCAUCAGCAAUGGCGGGCGAUCCCGGCGGCGAGGUGAAGUACCCGCUGGACGCGGAGUCGUACCGCCUCCUGUGCAAGAUCGGCAGCGGCGUGAGCGCGGUGGUGUACAAGGCGGUGUGCCUGCCGCUGGGCUCGUCGGCGGUGGUGGCCAUCAAGGCGAUCGACCUGGAGCGCUCCCGCGCCAACCUCGACGACGUGUGGCGGGAGGCCAAGGCCAUGGCGCUGCUCUCCCACCGCAACGUGCUCCGCGCCCACUGCUCCUUCACCGUCGGGAGCCACCUCUGGGUGGUCAUGCCCUUCAUGGGCGCCGGCUCGCUCCACUCCAUCCUCUCCCACGGCUUCCCCGACGGCCUCCCGGAGCCCUGCGUCGCCGUCGUGCUCAAGGACACACUCCGCGCGCUCUGCUACCUCCACGAGCAGGGCCGCAUCCACCGUGACAUCAAGGCUGGGAACAUCCUCGUCGACUCCGACGGCUCCGUCAAGCUCGCCGACUUCGGCGUCUCGGCCUCCAUCUACGAGACCGGGCCGGCGGCGUCCUCCGGGCCCAUCCACGCGCCGCCGCCGGCCGCCCUCGGCUCGUCCUGCUUCAACGACCUGGCGGGGACGCCCUACUGGAUGGCGCCCGAGGUCAUCCACUCCCACGUCGGCUACGGGAUCAAGGCCGACAUCUGGUCGUUCGGCAUCACGGCGCUGGAGCUCGCGCACGGCAGGCCGCCGCUCUCCCACCUGCCGCCGUCCAAGUCCAUGCUGAUGCGGAUCACCAGCCGCGUUCGCCUCGAGGACGCCGAGGCGACGACCUCCGCCUCCGCCAAGAGGAAGAAGUUCUCCAAGGCGUUCAAGGACAUGGUGUCCUCCUGCCUCUGCCAGGAGCCGGCCAAGAGGCCGUCGGCGGAGAAGCUCCUCCGCCACCCAUUCUUCAGGGGCUGCCGAUCAAACGACUACCUCGUCCGCAACGUCCUCGCCGCCGUCCCGAGCAUCGAGGAGCGGUGCAAGGACGCCAAUCUCUGCGGCUGCGCCAGGGGCGCGCGCUGCGUCUCGCCGUGCCGCCACGCCGCGGGCAGCGUCGUCAAGAACCGGCGGAUCAGCGGCUGGAACUUCAACGAGGAGAACCUCGAGUUCGACCCGGCCGAGGCGGGGGCGGCGGAGAAGAGGUGCGGCCUUCCGUUCCACGAGGAGGAGGACGACGACCCUGCCGAGCUGGAGAGCAACUCCGCCGGAGAUGGCAACGAGGAUAGCCGGGCGACGGCGACGACGACGCGAGGGAGCCACGACGAGAAGGCGGCGGCGACAUUUAAGGAGGUGGUGGUUCCGCAGCUGAUGACCAUCUUGGCGAGCCUGGAGAUGCAGAGGGGCAUGGUGAUGCACGUGCUGGAGAACGGCAGCUGCCACGUCGCCGACGGCAUUAAUGGAUGCGGCGGCAUGGCAGCUUCUAAUCCAGGGGAGGAGAUGCUGCUCGGGUACGUGCGGCAGCUGGAGCACAGGGUGGAGGAGCUCGGCACGGAGGUGGAGGAGGAGGUGGCGCGGAACGCCCGGUUGGAGAAGCAGCUGCAGGAGAGGGUUAGUGCCCACAAGACAGAUUCUUCAUCUCAGACAUCAGGGAGCAAUUGAGAUCGUUCAGCGUGUUCGUGCAGCGCUAGCGUCGGACGGUUGCUGCUUUUCUUGCUAGAUUGAAUAUAAUCAUUGUAAUCACUUAUGUUGUCACUGUGGCACCAUUAUUCAUAAAGGCCUUUUUUAUUCUA
Panicum hallii is the source of this 1895-nucleotide messenger RNA. Its product is annotated as serine/threonine-protein kinase BLUS1. The coding region runs from base 127 to 1764 and encodes 545 amino acids. Gene Ontology annotation, biological process: protein phosphorylation. NCBI's taxonomy places the organism in Eukaryota, Viridiplantae, Streptophyta, Magnoliopsida, Poales, Poaceae. The record is from RefSeq and is a predicted model, not a curated record. Gene Ontology annotation, molecular function: ATP binding; protein kinase activity; protein serine/threonine kinase activator activity. The transcript has a single exon.